Molecule: messenger RNA, 4947 nt
Organism: Trypanosoma brucei brucei TREU927
Lineage: Eukaryota; Euglenozoa; Kinetoplastea; Trypanosomatida; Trypanosomatidae
Exons: 1
Coding region: 1-4947 (1648 amino acids)
Biological process (GO): RNA processing
Molecular function (GO): ribonuclease III activity
Source: RefSeq, a predicted model, not a curated record
AUGGAUGAAGUUGGUGCUCUGACCGUCCAAGAUGUUUUAACGGUGUGGCUUUGCGACCUUCCGCUUAAGACGACCCUAAAGGAUGCACUAUCAGGAGUGACACAACUUACAGGUGAAGAGAAUAUUAACCAGAUACUGAGGUUCCACCCGCCGCAUGCCAGUGCGCUGACGCAGUCUGGGGAGUGCAAAGGAAUGCUUUCGCUGGUCGGUGAAAAAAUCAUUAAGGCGGUUGCCUCACAAUAUGCAUUACUAAGCUUCCCAGUAGGGGACACCUACAAACUAACCAACGCCACGCGCGUCCUUAUAUCCAACGAAACCUUCGGAACUGUACUGAAGCAAUACACUGGCCCAACUUUCGGUGAGCGUGAAAUGUUCACGCGCUUCCUUGCACUUUCCUUGUAUGGACACGGGGUGCGGGUUGCCUGCAUGUUGCUUCUGCCGGUGUUCAGGGCGACUCUGCUUGCUAACCAAUACGCCAUCGAUCUACCUGCUGUAUUAAACUCCCUCGUACCAUGCGCAUCUUUUUCUCGUCGGAACCUCGGGGAAAAGCUUGAGAUGCUGCGGGGAGAGCUUGAGAAACGGGGUGUAGUUGUUAAGAGAGUCGUGGAGUCGGGCCCUUGUGGAUGGGGUGGGUGUGAACGAUACACCGUGGAGGUGUUGUAUGGCGGGGAGCUGUCGCGGUGCGAGAAGGGAAAGGUGCUGAGUGAGUUUUAUCAUAUUGUCAUGGAGGAAGCGAAGAAAACUAUAGCUAACACAGAGGUCAAAAAGCCAAGGACCGUAACUUUCGAACCUGAGCACCUCAAGAUGUGGAUGCAUAAUUUGCGUUUCCUGCUGCGCCUCAGUGACAGGUACAGAGAUGAGUUUGACGACAACACGCUUCAGUCGAUAAAGCAAAGCGCCGGUUGGAUACCGAUCAGCGAAGUUCAACAGCUGCUUGAAGCCCAAGUAACCAGGUCAAACAGGCAGCAGCCACCUGGGCGCGAUUGGAUAUGUGAGCUUGUGAAAAGGCACGAUCUCCUGGGGCGAUUCCAGGUAGGAACCUGUGACGUAGAGGGAAGUGAGUUCGAGGGGCUACAGUGCGCGCGUGCUCUUUACGGUCACGAGGGGCGCAAUCUGCUGAUGAAGAGUGUAUUUGACUCGUUCAGCACCAUCCGUGAUCCUGGUGGUCGACCCUCCACUGGAUGGAUGCGCAUUGAUGGAAAAAGGAUGAAGUUGGUGAGCAAAGACAAAGGUUAUUCGCUACAUGACAGCAUACCGCAUGUCACUAUCCAUUCGACCGAAAGCCUUCACGCUUUUCAGUGGUAUCGCCUAAAAAAACCGUUAGAGGAACAGUAUGACGAAAUAUUGUCGUCGCGGAAGCCGCUGUACUUUGCGGAGUUUCGUCUUCACGAUGCCUUAAAUGACGAUAGGAUGCUAGUGAGGGAAUUAAAGGGCAUUGGCGCUGUUCCGCCACAAUGGGUCGUUUUUACAGAGCAUAAUAGAGAUGAUGACCACCAGAGGAGCACUUUGGUUAUUCCGGAAAAUUACUUCACUGGAAAGGUAGCGGUGUUGUGUACGAAUGCCGAGGAUGUAGCGACCGAAGGCAUGAUUGACACAAAGGAUCGACAGACCCCUGAAGAUGAGGAACUUCUAAUCGUCUACAAAACCUGGCUACUGUCAGCAGAUACACAAAACUCCGGUGACAGCAAAGAUGGUGAGGAGAACCUGUCUCCACGCCACAGGCUGCCCGCCCACCAUACCUCAACCGGUGCUACUAGCAGUGAUGACAAAGGGACGACUUCGGUUGGAGCACACGAUUGUGUGGUGAUGGACCAGGCAGAGCAGCCCAGCGUACCGACUGCAGACUAUAUGGAGAUGCUUCUGGAUGAGGAGAAGAGAAAGAUAGAGCUUUUCGAAAAUACAAACACGUACGCCACUUUCGUAGCCUUUCCCAAGUACAAUCUUCAUGGUGCUCAGAUCCAAAACCGCUCCAAGGGCAUUGCAGCAUUUAAGACAUGGAUACAGGAACGGGGGUUGAAGUACUCUCGUUGGCGUACCGGAGAGAAUGACCAGGAGGAAACAUAUGAGGUGCGCAAACCGCGCAACUGGAGUGCUGAGUUCGUGGAGUGUAUAGCAGGAGAGCUGGGACUUACUCACAUGCCUGACAAAACACUUCUCAAGUGGGCAACUACACGGGAGUGUGAGGAUAAGGAACAGAACUAUGAAAUAUUGGAAUUUAUCGGCGAUGCCAUAAUGGAUUUUAUAGUGGUAUCAGACAGCUUUCUUCUGGGGGAGCCCUGGCACAAGGAUGUUAAUACCAAACUGUGCUGCAACGAAGUACUAGCCACACUCAUUCCACCCGGACUAAGCGAGGAACUCUCGAGAGUUUAUGACGAGGUUCAUUACAAGGUUAAAGCAGACAUGGUAGAGAGCAUUCUGGGAGCAGUGUAUCAAAGCGGGAUGGGGCUUGAUGAAGUGCGGAAGCAGCUACGAAGGUUUUUCAGGUGGAUCCCCGAUAUUAUCAUGGAUGUUAAGAACUUGUGUAACUCCACUGUCGAGGCACUUCGUGCCGCCGAGAGAGUGUGCCCGUACCUUCAUCCGAAUGAAGAAGCACUUGACCAGUUAUUCAAGUAUGAUUGUGAAUCACUCAUUGACGAGGAAUUCUUUAGUAUGUUUGGAUGUGUGGAUCGCAAACGUUUUGAUGCUCGGGGGGCGAGCCACUACGCAUUGACACCAUUUCACCGGAUCCAAGACAAAAUGUUCGCAACACACUUCACCACAGGUUCGUGCUACUCGUACCGUUAUGUUCCCUCUAUUGAUACUCCAUCCAUAUUCAACAGAAUUCUUUCCGCAUUUUCAGCUGGAUCUAUUGCUUUUGUAAAUGAACUUGUUACCGAGGAUACGCAUGUAACAAUCGAUUUCGAUGGUGCCAGUGUCCACGCACACGGUGCUCUGCGCCUCAUUUGGAGUUGGUUUAUUGGCAAAUUCCCCUCAAAAUCGUCUAUGUUUCUUCUAGACUGCUCAGGAAUGUCAGUGGUCACAAACAGGUUAAAGUAUUCGUACCACAUCCACUUUCCACAAGCGGUGACAACUCUAAGCAAAUCGAAGUCCUUGGUGGAAGAGCUCCAGUCUUAUGUCGUUAAAUGCGUGGGUGCGGGCAGUUUGUUGGGUGACAUUGUCGGGUUCCAUUGGAAGGAAGGUGAGGGUAACCAAGAAAGGGAAGCGGCCGUAGCGGGACGCGUGAUAUUGUGCACCAAAUUAUUGCAUCAAAGGCUACGCGAAGCCGGGGGGAGAGUUGAUGCGAAGUUCUCCGCGUACAUGGAUUUACAGAGCAUCCUUGCACUUGGGCGGACGUGUCGUGAGAUACGUCAUGCAACACUCAGCUACCUGUGCGAGAAAUUGCAUCCAAAGGAACCUUGGGGUUUUGUUGUGAUGGGUUGGUCGCGGCAUCCCGUCGGCCAGACCAGCGAACGAGAGCCCCAGUUUGUGCUUGUGCGGACGCUAUGGGCCUCUCAACAAGAGAAAGACUACAUUGGUACGUUGAUUCUUUUUCCCACGGAAAGUUUGAGUGACACAACCGAUGAAACGAGCUCUGUCUGGAAGGCAGUUGUGCGGAAAGUGAAGGAAAAGGAGUGUAAGCCAAAGGAGUUCUUCCUUGAAGUCGUCAAGUCGAGUCGGGAACAGUGCAUUUUCUCUUCGGCUUAUUGGGAGCGAGUUAUUGAUAGCAGUCUACAUAGCAGCAGGAAGUUGAGAAUGUACUUGAAUGACAAGUUCGAUGUGAAGUAUGGCCAGGAGUUCCGACCACUUUUUCUCGAAAGACUGGUCAACUCCAGUCAAGAAGUGAGGACAGUGACACCCAAGGAGAGCAACGUGUCUCGCUUUGUCAGGAGCCAGGAAAUGAAGGCUUCAGCAAAAGACAACGGUGAGGAAGAGUACCCGGUUGAGGUUGCACAUGGGUCAACGCUCCGCCUUGUUUCCCUCCGAUGCCCAGGGUACCGCGAUGUGUAUGGUAAGCUUUGGAACGCGUGGUCAGUAGGAAACAACAGCGACGAUACAUUUGUCAGCAUCGAGCUCGGCACUCCGGUGGACGACUUGCUACCAGUUUUCGGCGCUGAAUAUAAAGAGGACGAAAUCCUUUCAACGGAAUGGACCCGUUUCGUGGAAGGCGCUUUUGGGCUGCAGCCGAGUGUAGAAACUCUGGGUGGUGGCAGCAGCGAACAGAAAACAGCUGCUUUGCAGCCUGCAUACUGGAUUUACGACCCUAAGUUAGGUCAGGCCAACUUUUGCAUCGCUGGUGAAGUCGCCUUCUUCAUCAGGCCAUGUACGUGUCUGUUGGAGGGUCUAACGACACAGGGAGGAAUGAAACAAAUGGUACAAUACAUUGUACCGACAGUUAAGUUAGAAGACUUGCCGACAAGGGAGUGGAUGCGGUCGUAUCCUUCAAAUUGUUUUCCGCUCUUCCUAGCACCACGAAAAGGAAGUUGCUUCCAGCCCGCAGGUGAACCACAUCCGGUGGUGGCAUCUAACGACGGUCAGACAAUUACGGUUCAAGCCCCGGUCACAGCGGCUGCUGUUACACGUGUCCGUUCUAAGGUCAUUGAAGUAACACUCAACAGCAGCACCCAAAGGCCCGUGGACUUUGAACAACUCUACAAGGCGAUGGAUGAUGUGUUCAGUGGGUCGUAUGGCCCAUCCCUUUUUGUCACGUCUGAUAUGGCGAUUUUUUCGGUUUUACUAGACCGCUUCCCAUGUGUUGUGACUCCUGAUUAUUUCAAGUCUUCAGUGUCGGAGGACUAUACAAUCCAUAACGGCCGCACCUUUCACUACAUCUUUAUUAUGGACAAUGCGUGCGACCACUACCAACACACAAAGGUUUCCACAGGCCUGCUGGAACUGCUAGACAAGGAAGUCGGUAUGAUAUUAGUGACGAGUGCAACUAUACAAAAAUUUUUUCGCACAAACCGCUGA